AGCUGAUUGCUAAUAUCGUAUUUAUUACGAAAACACUUCUCGUCUACGACGUUAACCAUUGUUUUGCAAAUCACUCGCAAGAUAUUCAUCUCAACGUGCAAGCGACACUCAAUUCACAGAUAACAAAAACGUAUUCUUCAAGUUGUGAAACAAUACACAAAUAACCAACAAAAACGACAUGGCACAAUCCUCUGUAGCUGGCACAGCCUCUUCUGCCGCCGCUGGCGCCGGUGUGACGAUUCCAGUCGACACUACUGGUGCCUUGGAUAUCGGUGUGGAUAUGAAUUUAGUGGAUAUGAAGCACUGCUUCGAAAAUCUCAUAGUGAUAGAUGCGGGUGCGAAUCUAACAAACAAAAAAUAUAGCCGUGAUCUGGAAUCAGUAAUACAACGAGCCAAGGAUGCGGGAGUACAGAAAAUAAUGGUUCCAGGCACAUCGGUAAAAUCUAGCAAAGAAGCGCUUCGUCUAUCACGAAUUUAUCCCGAUAUAAUUUAUUCGACUGCUGGCAUACAUCCACACGAUUCCAAAUCGAUUGUCGAGGAACCGAACACUUGGUUCGAGUUCGAGCAUAUUGCGGCUUCACAGGAAUGCGUCGCUAUCGGACCAUGUGGCUUAGAUUAUCAACGUGAUUUCUCUGAGCCAGAGACCCAAAAGGAAAUUUUUGAAAAGCAGAUACAUUUAGCUUGCAAUUUGAACAAAUCUCUGCUUAUACAUGAGCGAUCCGCGCAACAAGAUGUACUCGAUAUCCUGGAUAAAUUCGAGACUUUACCACCUAUAAUCAUAAGAGGAUUCAUGGGAACGGCCGACGAAGCAGUCAAAUAUCUAAAUAGAAGAUUCUAUAUCAGUUUAACUGGUUAUUUAUGCAAGGACAAAUCAGAUAGUGGAGUACGCAAACUCUUAGAAAAUGGAAUUCUUCCUAUCGAUAGACUGCUCGUCGAAACGGACUCGCCGUUCAUGUACCCAAAUACAAGAGCUUCCAAGCUGCCGCAACAUGUUAAGACUGGAAUAACGGAACGUUCGCUUUUAUAUUUACAUAGGUACUGCACCUUUCAACGCAACGAGCCUUGUAGUUUGCCCGCCAUCGUAGAAAUGAUAGCUGCUUUUAUGAAGAAAACGCCCGAAGAAGUAGCUUUAGCUACAGCAUUCAAUGCAUUGAAACUCUUUGGCCUAUCCUAAAAGUUAAUGGCUGUGAUAUUACUUAUGUAGACUGUCAUACAAUUGCUUAGUGCGACAAAAUAUCACUUAAAGCACAUGCUUUCCAACCAUAAAACAAGGAGUG
Messenger RNA from Rhagoletis zephyria (snowberry fruit fly), 1277 nucleotides. Its product is annotated as 3'-5' ssDNA/RNA exonuclease TatD. Gene Ontology annotation, cellular component: cytosol. NCBI's taxonomy places the organism in Eukaryota, Metazoa, Arthropoda, Insecta, Diptera, Tephritidae. The record is from RefSeq and is a predicted model, not a curated record. Gene Ontology annotation, molecular function: single-stranded DNA 3'-5' DNA exonuclease activity.